UUGUGUGUCAUUUCGUCAAGUUGGUGGUAGCAUGGCGGCUGUUUGGUGUGUGUGUGUUGGAGUUAAAACCCGUAAUUAUUUAUUAAAUAGCCAUUAGUUUGAGCAAAUGUUGCUUAAAAGUUGAGUUUGGUCGUUCCAAGUACAAAAAUCCAGUGAGAAAUGUUCCGCUUCCUCAGCGGCCGAAAAAAUCGGACAAACACCCGCACAAACGGAGCCUCCGAAAUAAAACCGACGAAACUAAUAAGCAAGAAUUUGAUUUUGUGCCGUGUUAUCCUCCUGGAUGGCACCGACCUGUCGGUGGAGUUAUCGAAAAAGGCCGAAGCCAGGGAUCUCUACGAGCAGGUCUUCUACUCCCUGGACCUGAUCGAGAAGGACUACUUCGGGCUGCAGUACACGGACGUGAACCAUGUUAAGCAUUGGCUGGACCCCACCAAGUCCAUCAAAAAACAAAUCAAAAUUGGGCCCCCUUAUACUUUGAGAUUGAAAGUCAAGUUUUACUCCUCUGAGCCGAACAAUUUAAGGGAGGAGUUGACGCGGUACCAGUUCUUCCUGCAGCUUAAGCAGGAUAUUUUAGAGGGGAAGUUGGAGUGCCCCCAUCAGACUGAUGUUGAACUGGCGGCCUUAGCGCUACAGUCGGAGUUGGGCGACUACGAUGAAUCCCAACACUCUGCAGCAACCGUUUCGGAAUUCCGUUUCGUUCCGAACCAAACGGAAGAAAUGGAAAUAGAAAUUUUGGAAGAAUUCAAAAAACUUCGCGGUUUAACUCCAGCUCAAGCCGAACUGAGCUACUUAAACAAAGCCAAAUGGCUCGAAAUGUACGGUGUCGACAUGCACACCGUUUUAGGAAAAGACGGAAUGGAAUACCGCCUUGGUUUAACACCAACCGGUAUUUUAGUAUUCGAAGGCAGCCAAAAAAUCGGUCUCUUCUUCUGGCCCAAAAUCGGAAAACUCAACUUCAAGAAAAAGAAACUAACUCUCGUGGUCGUCGAAGACGACGACCAAGGUCGGGAACAAGAACACACUUUCGUUUUUCGUUUGCACAACGAAAAGGCGUGUAAACACCUAUGGAAGUGUGCUGUUGAACACCACGCAUUUUUCCGGUUACGAGCACCGGUUAAGGGACCUUCAGCUCGACAGAAUUUCUUCAGAAUGGGGUCGAGGUUUCGGUAUUCGGGACGAACCGAAUACCAGAGCACACAUCAUAACAAGCCGAGACGAAGCGUCCAAUUGGAGCGAAGACCGAGUCAGAGGUACGGACGGAGACAGAGCCAUGUGUUGAGAGAGAAACAGAAGCAGGAACAGGCCAAUGAGACGACGGAAAAAACCGCCGAAAAUAACGAACCGAGUUCGAGUAGGUGCAGUGUGAGGUCCAAUGGGCCAGAGUCCUUUGGGAAGGAGUCAGUGGGGCAAAAUUCCUUCGGGAAGGGGUCCAUAGGGUGCAAUUCCUACAGUCCUGUUUUGUCUACUGGUAGUAAAAAUGGGACCUUGAAGAGAAAUUCGACACCGACAAGUCCAACGACUCCAAGUAACGACAUUCAGCUUGAUUUUCUGCUGAAAAGUUUGGCGAAAGAAACGUUCAGUGGAAUGCAACGAGAUGAGGCGAGGAAUGAAAUUAAUAAUAAAGAUGUGAAGGAUGACGAACCGAAGAAUGUGGCGAAGCCUUUGCCUCCAGGACAACUCAAGUGUAACGUGCUCAAAGCAAAACUGGAAGAAGGAACGAAACUGACAAAUCAAAUGUUUGUGGCAGCUGUGAACAACGACGAGGCGAAUUUAAAUUCCUUGAACGCCGCAACCUUCGUAUCGGUGGGAGGCGAUAAAUUAACAUUAUCGGUAACAGGUCCCGCCAGUAACCCUAUCCUAAACAACGACGACAAAAAACGAUGCGCAACCCCUGUAACUGUAACAUUUUUCGGCCAUAACGACAGCGGUAAAUUAGAAAAAGUCAUGUUAAACAAUCACGAAAAACAGCCAUUGAGUCUAUUAAGCACCGAUUCGCAAGUUAGUGAUAGCGAAUCGACCGCUUCCACAAACAAUUCCAAUCCUUUCGCGACUUACUUGACCGACAACAGCACCAAUCCUUUCCAAGGUCUUAAUCCUUUCCUUACUAACAAUCCCUUCAGGAACGAGGACGAGAAAGACGAGGAAAAAUCCGAAGUGGAUGAGUCGAUUAAGAGCGUCGAUGAGGAUAAUAAUGUGAAAACACCAACAACUGUGACACCGCCUUUGAGUAAAUUAUCACCGUGGCUUGUGUCCCAGGAGGUCGUGUCUUCACCCGUUUCUAAAGUAAACACCACUGAGACGACAAUUAUCCGAAAAUCGGUCAUCACAACACAGUUAUAAACAAAUUGGUGCUUUGUUUUCUCUACAAUGUGAUAAAAUCUCCUCUCGCAAUAUUUUAAGUACUUAAUGUUUUUUAUUUUGUAUAUUUUUGUAGGUUUAAAUUUUUUUAUCAUUCACUUCCAUUUCUUAGACUGUGCCUUUCAGUAUUUCAUCAAUACUUCCAUUACUAACAACACGAGGACCAAUUGUGUGAUUUUUAAAACGGUAAUUGUAAAGUGCCAUUAUUUUAUGAAAGUUUGUAUUCAAUUUUAUGAACCGAUCCGUCCUUUCGAUGAAAUUAUAGAUUCUUUAUGAUACAAAUAAAUAUUUAUAUAAUGUUA
Messenger RNA from Tribolium castaneum (red flour beetle), 2660 nucleotides. RefSeq names its product yurt (gene yrt). The record is from RefSeq and is a predicted model, not a curated record. Lineage: Eukaryota; Metazoa; Arthropoda; Insecta; Coleoptera; Tenebrionidae. The transcript is spliced from 8 exons. Gene Ontology annotation, cellular component: cytoskeleton. Gene Ontology annotation, molecular function: cytoskeletal protein binding. The coding region runs from base 160 to 2340 and encodes 726 amino acids.